This is a messenger RNA of Scomber scombrus (Atlantic mackerel), 2104 nucleotides long. Its product is annotated as serine/threonine-protein phosphatase 2A catalytic subunit beta isoform. The record is from RefSeq and is a predicted model, not a curated record. The transcript has 8 exons. Gene Ontology annotation, cellular component: cytosol. The coding region runs from base 263 to 1192 and encodes 309 amino acids. Gene Ontology annotation, molecular function: protein serine/threonine phosphatase activity. Gene Ontology annotation, biological process: mitotic cell cycle; peptidyl-serine dephosphorylation. Lineage: Eukaryota; Metazoa; Chordata; Actinopteri; Scombriformes; Scombridae.
CGCCGCUGCCUUCCGCCGCUACGCUCCGUCGCAUCGGGGACUUUCAACCCUUCUCACUCCCCCCAGGGCCAUACUAACCGACUUUAAACAUCUGUAACUUAACUUCGGGUGAUUCAUAAGUUUAUCAUGAUCGAAGUUGACUGAUAGUGUGGUUGAUUUUGAGGUGUAAAUCGUAGUUUUUUGCAGCCGGUUUGGCGGGACCGGAGCACGGUGACUAAAGGCUAACUCAAGCUAGGCUAGGCUAAGAGAACAGCUAGCUGCAAUGGAAGACAAAUCCUUCACUAAAGAACUAGACCAAUGGAUCGAGCAGCUAAACGAGUGUAAGCAGCUAUCGGAGAACCAAGUCAGGACACUCUGUGAGAAGGCGAAGGAGAUUCUGACCAAGGAGUCCAACGUCCAGGAGGUGCGAUGCCCGGUGACGGUGUGCGGAGACGUCCACGGUCAGUUCCACGACCUGAUGGAGCUGUUUAAGAUCGGAGGAAAGUCUCCCGACACCAACUACCUGUUCAUGGGAGACUACGUCGACAGAGGAUACUACUCUGUGGAGACGGUCACGCUGCUCGUCACGCUAAAGGUCCGUUUCCAGGAGCGGAUCACCAUCCUUCGGGGGAACCACGAGUCGCGGCAGAUCACGCAGGUCUACGGCUUCUACGACGAGUGUCUGAGGAAGUACGGCAACGCCAACGUCUGGAAGUACUUCACAGACCUGUUCGACUAUCUGCCGCUCACCGCGCUGGUCGACGGACAGAUCUUCUGUCUCCACGGUGGAUUGUCUCCCUCCAUAGAUACUCUGGAUCACAUACGAGCUCUGGACCGUCUGCAAGAAGUCCCACAUGAGGGCCCCAUGUGUGACCUGCUGUGGUCCGACCCCGAUGACCGUGGUGGGUGGGGCAUUUCUCCCCGAGGUGCAGGAUACACCUUCGGACAGGACAUCUCCGAAACCUUCAACCACGCCAACGGCCUCACUCUGGUGUCCCGCGCCCAUCAGCUCGUCAUGGAGGGUUAUAACUGGGGCCAUGAUAAGAACGUGGUGACCAUCUUCAGUGCUCCAAACUACUGCUACCGCUGUGGAAACCAGGCAGCCAUCAUGGAACUGGACGACACCCUUAAAUACUCUUUCCUUCAGUUCGAUCCCGCCCCGCGCCGCGGCGAGCCCCACGUGACCAGACGCACUCCUGACUACUUCCUGUGAAUGUUCAAAAUAAAAGCCAUCCCUGUUCAAAAAAAAGAAAAAAAAAAAUCAUCCACGAAGCUCCAACACAACCCUCCUCUUCCUCUCUUCUUCUUCUUCUUCUUCUUCUUCUUCUUCCCCCUCUUCUCCUCCACACCCCCCCUGCCCCCUCGCCCCCCCCUCCUCCUUCCUGUUCAUUUUGGAUGGAAAGAUAUUAACAAUAAUAAUAAAAACACUGUACAAGGGAGAUAAAUAGAAACACAUGACAAAGAAAUUGGCUGAUUUAAGAAUAUUUUAAAGGAUUAAAAAGAGAAACUUAAAAAAGGAGCGGCCCCCUCUACAGUCGUGUUUUCAGUAUGCUGUCAUUAAUGAGAAGAAAAAAAAAACACGUACACUUACGAUCUGUUUCUUUCUUUCUUUCUUUUUUUUUCUCUCUUUUUUUUGUUUAUUACAUGUUUGAAAACGAGAUAAUAAAACUACCAACGUGGACCAAAUGUGCCAUAUUCUGAUCCUUUUACAACAUGUACGACGCGCUAAACGCUUCUUCUUCUUCUACUUCUUUAUUUUUUGUGUUUUUUUUUUUUUUUUUUUUAGACCAGCACUAUAUAUAUAUAACACUUCCUACUUGAUGACAUCACCAAACCAAAACCAACCAAUCACAACACAUCUCAUUCAUGGCAUAAAAUGUGCUUUUUUUUUUUUUUUUGCUUUUUUUUUUUUCCUGUUGCAAGAUUUUAAUUUUAAACAAAAAAAAAAGAAGAUUACAAAAAAUUAAAUAAAAAUUUAAAAAAAAAAGAGGUAAAAGCAGGUUUGCAGGUUGUGUGCUUCAGCGUAGUCGAGCUGUCUGCAGCCGCUCGUCAUCUCAGAAACUAUUUACUGUAAUUUCAAUAAAGACGACAGACGUAUAAAAUAAAAUGUCCUAUUGACAAACUA